Messenger RNA from Rhizophagus irregularis DAOM 181602=DAOM 197198, 927 nucleotides. RefSeq lists its product as uncharacterized. The record is from RefSeq and is a predicted model, not a curated record. NCBI's taxonomy places the organism in Eukaryota, Fungi, Glomeromycota, Glomeromycetes, Glomerales, Glomeraceae.
AUGAAGAAACUUCCUAUUUUAAUUGUUAUAAUAACCUUAAUAAUUUUACUUCAAUUUGUAUAUGAAGUAAAUACUCAAGAAGGUGUUCCACCAGCGGAAGAUCCUUCAGGAGAUCCAUCUCAAUUUCCUGCACCAGCAAUACCUCCACCAACAAAAAUAAAUACAUUAGUCACAGCAAUACCACCAAUUUCAACUCAAUUUCCUGCACCAGCAAUACCUCCACCAACAAAAAUAAAUACAUUAGUCACAGCAAUACCACCAAUUUCAACUGGAAAAUUAUUACCAUCAGCAAGACCAUCAGUAUCACGAACAUUACCAAUAAAUCCUUCAGAAGGUCUUAUUUCGACUGGAAAAUCACCAUCAGCAGGACCAUCAGGAUCACGAACAUCACCAGUAAAUUCAUCAAAUCCUUCAGAAGAUGUUAACUUUACAACUUUUAUAAUAGCUGCUUCAAUUAUUGGAGGGACAGUUAGUAAUUUGAUUUUAAUUUUCAUAGUUGGUUUAUGCUACUUUUUAUUGAGAAUGUAUAAAGAUAAAAAAGAAAAUUCUAAAGCAAUUGCGACCCCUGGACUGAAUAAUAACGAAAAUGAAUUAUAUGAUGAACCGAUCCCUACAGAAUUAAUAAUUUCGAAUCAUGGACAAGAAUUUAUACCAAAUUCACCAAAUUAUAAUAAUAAUCAACAAGGGAUAACACGUGAAUUAGGAAACAACUUAACAAACAAUGAAAUUAUUCAAAAUAUCAGACAAGGAAAUUUAUCAUCAUUUAAUAUAGAUGAAGAUAUUAUAGAUCAAAUGAAACAAGAUAUUCUACAAGAUAUCAAACAAGAAUUAAAACAAAAUAUAAAAUCAAAAAUAAUGACAUCAUUUGUUAGAGAUAAUGAUGUUGAAGAUGAUAGUAGUAGUAGCAGUAGUAAAAAUCAUACUUAA